Molecule: messenger RNA, 1133 nt
Organism: Drosophila erecta
Lineage: Eukaryota; Metazoa; Arthropoda; Insecta; Diptera; Drosophilidae
Product: farnesol dehydrogenase
Exons: 2
Coding region: 26-769 (247 amino acids)
Source: RefSeq, a predicted model, not a curated record
UUUUAUUUGAGUUACAGCCGCCGGCAUGGAACGUUGGCAUAACUGCGUAGCGGUGGUGACCGGCGCUAGUUCGGGAAUCGGAGCAGAAAUCGCCCGAAAACUUAUCUCCGCUGGCGUGGUGGUUGUCGCCCUGGCCCGGCGCCUGGACCGCUUAGAGCAGCUGCGUCAGGAGCUGCCGGAGGAUCGGCGAUUGCGAUUGCGCAUCAUGCAGUGCGAUGUCUCGGACGUGUCGUCCGUAAACGCAGCCUUCGACGCGGUGCAGCGGGAUCUGAGCGGCGUGGACAUUCUGAUCAAUAACGCCGGAAAGCUAUCCGGCGGACAGCUGUUGACAAUGUCGGUGGACACUGUGCAGCAGGUGGUCCAGACGAACGUAAUGGGCGUGGUCUACUGCACCCAGCGCGCCUUCGAAUCGAUGCGGCAGCGACAGUCCGCCGGUCAUGUGGUGCUCAUCAACAGCAUUGUGGGCCACUACGUCUUCAAUCCGCUGCCCGGCAGCCAGCAGGAGCUCAACAUGUACCCGGCCACCAAGCACGCGAUCACCGCUCUUACCGAGCUCUUUCGCCAGGAGAUGCGAGAAUUCAAGACCCAAGUCAAGGUCACGAGCAUCAGUCCGGGACUGGUGGACACAGAGCUUGUGCCUUUGGACUACAAAAGGCUGCCCAUGCUGCAGGCGGAGGAUGUGGCAAAUGCCAUCAUGUAUGUUCUGUCGACGCCUCCGCAUGUCCAGGUGCACGAGCUGACCAUCAAGCCCAUGGGCGAACCCUUUUAGGACACGCCUGCAUUGCUCCACUUUCGCUGCUAAAUAUUUAACUAUGAUGGCUUUUAAUUUCCCAACUGAAUAAUUCGCGAACUGCACAGAAAUAAAAUAAACCGAUCCAAUGGCUCUGCCUUGGAAAGGAAUGUGACAUUUUCAGUGUACCUACUGAUAUUAUUAACUUUGGCGCUUAAGAUAGAUAUGCAUAUCGAAAUUUGUAAACCAUUUUUUGUAUUAUUUGUAUUUUUGAAGGAUAAAGAAACUUUAAAUUCGAGCUCGAGCUCGAAGGCAGUUCAAAAAGAAUACCUGCUUCUUUCCACGUUUUACUACUUCUCUAUUUUGAGAUUAUGCUAUACAUAUAUUAUUAUGUUAUACGUUA